UCCUUCUUCGGCGCAAUGGGCUGCGCGGCCUCGAUAAUCUUCACCGUCAUCGGCGCGUCCUACGGCACCGCAAAGUCCAGCGGGGCCAUCUUCUCCUCGGGCAUCCUGCGGCCCGACCGGCUCAUGCAGAACACCCUGUGCGCCGUCAUGGCCCAGAUCCUCGCCAUCUACGGCCUCGUCUCGGCCGUCAUCAUCUCGGGCGACCUCGACCCUUACCUUCCCUUGCACCAGGGCUUCCUGCAGCUUGGCGCGGGCAUCAGCGUCGGGCUGUGCGGCUUGGCCGCCGGGUUCAGCAUCGGCAUCAUCGGCGACGCGGGUGUACGAGCCAGCACCCAACAACCUCGAUUGUAUGUCGGGAUGGUCCUGAUCCUCAUCUUCGCCGAGGUCCUCGGCCUGUACGGGCUCAUCGUGUGCAUCCUGAUGCUCACAAAGUCGAGGCAGAACGUGCCAGAGUGCCCUCGGCCCCCUACGGUGAUGUUCCGAUGA
Molecule: messenger RNA, 486 nt
Organism: Microdochium trichocladiopsis
Lineage: Eukaryota; Fungi; Ascomycota; Sordariomycetes; Xylariales; Microdochiaceae
Product: V-ATPase proteolipid subunit C-like domain-containing protein
Exons: 2
Biological process (GO): proton transmembrane transport
Cellular component (GO): proton-transporting V-type ATPase, V0 domain
Molecular function (GO): proton-transporting ATPase activity, rotational mechanism
Source: RefSeq, a predicted model, not a curated record